AUGGAUGAGGAAGGGGUGUUACCAUAUGAGAAAGUUGAAGGGGCCAACGCUAAAAGCAGCUUCCGUAAAUCUAAAGGUCUGUUGCAGACGAAUCCGAUCGACCUAAACUCUCGGGAUCUGUUUGAGAGUCGUCGAGAACGCUUCGAGGAACGAUUCUCGUGGCUGCAGAUGGCUACUGAUGAAGAAAUCGCCGAUGCCGUACGAAUCACAUGGGUCGCACAGCACCUGUUGGAGACAUCUGAAAUUAAUUGGGGUCUUUUCGAGGACGUUGGCGAUUUCCUGAAAUUCCUCUUCUGUUGUCCACGGUCGGGUUUGCUUGCGGUUUUGCGACGGAUAGUAACAGACUAUCGAAAUUGUCGAAGUGGAUUCCCAGACCUCACUGUUUGGAAUACGGAGGAGAAGACUGUUGCGGUGGUCGAGGUAAAAGGUCCAGGAGAUCGGCUUUCAACAAAGCAACGUCUUUGGCUAGACUUUUUCAUGCGGAACGAAAUAAGGGCUGAAGUCUGUCAUGUCAUUGCAAGAAGUGAUCGUGAACUGCGAUAA
Messenger RNA from Cooperia oncophora, 543 nucleotides. Lineage: Eukaryota; Metazoa; Nematoda; Chromadorea; Rhabditida; Trichostrongylidae. The record is from the annotation of a GenBank genome assembly.